This is a messenger RNA of Chlamydomonas reinhardtii, 1500 nucleotides long. RefSeq lists its product as uncharacterized. The record is from RefSeq and is a predicted model, not a curated record. The coding region runs from base 338 to 820 and encodes 160 amino acids. Lineage: Eukaryota; Viridiplantae; Chlorophyta; Chlorophyceae; Chlamydomonadales; Chlamydomonadaceae. The transcript is spliced from 8 exons.
CCUCAUUCCAAAUCCCUCACAAGGACCACAAACGGCUAGUGGGGCUCGGGCGCGUGAUCCGGGGCCGCGACAUAAUUAAGGCGGGAUCGGCACGCAUGGUUCGGCUGUUGCACAAACUUUCGACAUUCUUGCCCCAAGACGCUUGUCGUCGACAUAUUUUGAUACAUGGAUGUAAGAUAUUCAGGGCCCGAGAGCUGUACUCGCGGACUGAAGAAAGUCAAGAUGUCCAUGGACUCGCGAGGUCGCUUCUCGCUCCGGCCGAGUUUUCCCUGCCGCCUAUUUUUCUACAAUAGGGAAUAGCAAUUAAUAAUACGUGGCGCUCGCGGUUUGUGCCAGUAUGGUACUUUUUGUCGACACAGGCUUGGAUCCCGAUGACGUGCGGCGUCGCAAGCGGCUGCAUAUAAAGGUCAACGAGCUGCGCACGAGGCUGGACAACGGGGAAGAGAUCUCCUCUGAGCGAGUGCGCUUUACUCGCAAUCGAGCUGUGCACUGGGCGGCCUGGUGCCGGAAAGCCUUUUUGCAGAUGCCGGGAUAUGAGGGCACUGUGGACGACGUGUGCGCAGCACUGCUAGCGGACCCCCGCAUCGCGCCGCUUCUCGACCACAGGGUUUACGCUUCUCGGCGAAGGACGCCCUGCUGGGUGAAGAGGGUUCUGAGCACAUUAACUCAGAUUCCGGGGCUGGUCAAGACGGGUGAAAAACAGGGCAAGCUCAUUGUCUACCGCUACGAUUCAGAGGCGGCAGAGCUGCUGGCGGCGGCUGCCAAGGCACGGCGGCGGCAGCGGGCGGCGUCCAUGCCGCACCUGGGGCUGCAGCAGUAGCGGGCAGCAGCGGCAGUAGCACUGGCAGUGGCACGGCGGGUACAAGGGACAGGGAUGGGUGGGUGCUGUUCAGGGCCUGCUGGAGAAAGCAGCAGGGCCAGGGACUCUUGCGGAGUUGUGGACUCCGAGCUCAGUGCGGGUGCGGUGCAGUGCGGUGCGGGAUGUGCCGUACGCUGUGCGGUGUGGUGUGACGUGUGGAGAGGCGGGUGGGCGUGUGUGGUGUGUCACGGGCGGCAAUAGGCUGAGGCCUGCCAGUGUCAGCAUCCGCAUGUUCGUGUGAGGUGUCGUGAUGCGUCGUGUCGUGUUGUCGGAUCCGUACCUAGCACAAGGCUGCAACUAGCGGCUGAAAGGCGGUGAAACAACAGCGACUGUUGCGCAGCAAGGAGUUGGCGGCGAGCGAGGGUGCGCAGCGGAUGGCUGCAGGCGUCCUACGACCUUGUGGGCAGCGCAACUGUACAAGGACGCAUGAUGUAGCUAGCACGUAAGGGCAGCAGUGAUACCAGUAAUGUGCUGGCGUGUUGCAGACAACAACAUAUGCAAAGCGGCAAGCGCGGGUGCAUGAUGUGGGUACGUGCUCUACUCGGACAGUGCCCGUGUAAGGCGUAAGACUUGCAUGGUCACGGGGCGGAAGCUGCGAAGACAUUUGAGGAGACCUGAAGCCUGGCUGCCGUACGGUGCUA